Tricharina praecox is the source of this 1576-nucleotide messenger RNA. RefSeq names its product protein-tyrosine phosphatase-like protein. The transcript is spliced from 3 exons. The record is from RefSeq and is a predicted model, not a curated record. Gene Ontology annotation, cellular component: nucleus. Gene Ontology annotation, molecular function: protein tyrosine/serine/threonine phosphatase activity. Bases 298 to 1200 code for a protein of 300 amino acids. NCBI's taxonomy places the organism in Eukaryota, Fungi, Ascomycota, Pezizomycetes, Pezizales, Pyronemataceae. Gene Ontology annotation, biological process: protein dephosphorylation.
CCCCCCCACCCCGCAGCCAAACCCCACCACGCUCACGCGCAUACACACACUCACACACUUACACUCACACCCACUCACACUCACACCUCCCAGGCCAACAACAGCAUAAUGGCCCUCCCUGCGUCCCUCAGGAACCUUAUAACCGCAAUGGAUCAGAUCCCCGGAGAAAAAGUUUACAUUGGCGGGUAUAUAUCAUCCACCCUUUGCACACACAAGCCCCCCGGACCCCCCCAUGAUGUGUUAUGCAUCGGGGUGGGGUGUACAUGGACGCGUGAAAAGGGUGGCGGUGGUUAAUUCAUGUGUGGGGAGUGCCAUAGGAUGUUCGCUCUCCGCGAGAAGACCGACAUGAAAGCAAAGGCCAUCACCCAUGUGCUCAGUGUACUGCGGCUGCCUAUGGACAAGUCGCUCUUCCAGGACUUUGAACAUCUGGUGGUCGAGGUGGAUGACGUGGAGGAUGAAAAUCUGAUCCAGCACUUUGCGUCGACGAAUGCGUUCGUGGAAAAGGCCAUGGCGAGUGAUGGCGCCGUGUUUAUUCACUGUGCGAUGGGGAAGUCACGAUCGGCGACCGUGCUGGCAGCCUACCUGAUGAAGUCGCGUCAACUUGACCCGAAGGAGGCCGUCCAGCGCAUCAAGCAGAUCCGGCCGUUCGUUGAGCCGAACCCCGGCUUCAUGGAGCAAUUGGAGCUCUACCACCAGGUGAAAUACACGACCGACCUGGACGACCAUCCCUCGUACAAGCAGUGGCUCUACAAGCGGGAAUUGGCCGAGAGCAAGGCGGCAAAGAUGGCGCCGUCAAACGUCUACUUCCGCGAUGCCGAGAAGAAUGUCGCGGUGCUGGCGCAGGUCAAGGAAGGAGAGACACCGGAGCAGGUUGGUCUGACGGAGCUACGGUGCAAGACGUGCAGACGUACGCUCGCAAACUCACGGUUCCUGACACCGCACAUCCCGAAGCCAGCGCAGCCGCCCGCACCACAGACAGCGGUCCCGACGCCAUGCUCGCACCAUUUCCUCGAGCCCUUGAGCUGGAUGAGGCCGGAACUCGAACAGCAGAAGCUCGAGGGGAAGCUGGACUGCCCCAAAUGUAAGGCCAAGGUUGGAUCGUAUGCCUGGCAGGGCAUGAAGUGUUCGUGCGGGGAGUGGGUGGUACCAGGAAUUAGCAUUGCGCGCGGGAAAGUGGACGAGAUCAGGGUUAAACUUUGACACGAGGCUUCACCUCUGAUGAUACCUACUAGCCCUGAAUGAUCGGCCCUGAAGAUGAAGGUUCAGGUUCUUGCUCGCGAAAGUUUGUAGACGAGCAUACGCUUAAACGAUUGUUAAACCGCGCAUGCGCAUACACAUACUCUACUACCUAUCCGCAUACUCUACUACUCUAUACGCACACGCAUACGCAAUGCAUAAGUAUGAUUUUCACGGCACCGAAUCGAGCUGGCGUGCAACCGGUACAUACUACUACAUACAGCCCCUCCAAACCGCACAAACAGCAGUCGUCAGAGCUGAGGAAACGUGCCCAACGUGAACGUCAGCUCGAAAUAAAGUGCACUUCCCCCCUCGUUCCCGAUCCGAAGUCCCGAACAGC